Molecule: messenger RNA, 1350 nt
Organism: Cordyceps militaris CM01
Lineage: Eukaryota; Fungi; Ascomycota; Sordariomycetes; Hypocreales; Cordycipitaceae
Product: Protein kinase-like domain
Exons: 3
Coding region: 1-1350 (449 amino acids)
Source: RefSeq, a predicted model, not a curated record
AUGUCUACUGAGGGAUUGUUAAGCCAGGAGACAAACGACGUUGCCUAUGAAUUUACGGCCACGACAUUCAAGAAAUCGUCCAAGCUUGGUUUUGCCAGUACACGACCGGAUGGUACUCCAUUUUUCUGGUUCCGAUCAUGGAACCAUGAGCGCAUCACAAACGAAGCCAAGGCUCUAGAGCUCAUUGCCAACAAGACAACAAUUCCUGUUCCACGUCUGAUUGAGCAUGGAAUUCAUCCAAAUGGCUGCAGAUACCUCAUUACCGAAAUUAUUGACGGCAUCAUCCUAGACAGGGUCGGGCACGAGGGUUGUUUGCAGCCAAAGGAUCAGCUGCACACAGAGGCAGAUUCUUGCCAGGCUUGCGCUGACCAAGCCUACUCCAACGCUCUUGCUUUUAUUAGCAAUGUCGUUAUACCUCAACUUUCUGCUUUAAAGUCCAAAGAAAGAGGGAUAGAUGGCUUUGUGAUGCCGCCACGAUGGCUGAGCCCUGAUGUACUAGCCCCGUGGCGAGGCAAGAAAGCCUUCCAGACUCUGCCUCUCCAGACGCCAGAGUACACCUUCCAGCACGGCGAUUUGGCAGCUCAUAACAUCAUGAUGGAUAAGAAGACGCUGCAGUUUAAAGCGCUCAUUGAUUGGGAGUAUGCCGGGUUUUUCCCCGUCGGCAUGGACAGGUGGCCGGGGACCUUGGACAGCGACGCGUACCGGGAGGUGGCCGAGGAUCUAGCGCCCGCAAUUGCUCGUUUUCUUCCCCAAGAGUACGUGGAGUGCUAUGAAGCCUGGUCGGAUAAGAAGCAGCUGGAGGAUCUGGUGAGAGAGGGGGGAAUCCCCGACCCGGUCGAGGUCAAGAAGCAGCUUGGUGUUUUCAUUCUUUACAAGGGCGAGGGCCGGAAACGCAGGCCGGACCAGUCGGUUCAAGGGAAGCAUGUGGACAACACGAGCCAAUGGGUAGCUUCGAGUAGCCCUAUACUCAACGUUCCAAAGAACAAAAAAUGCAAGAAACCCGGCUCCCCGCAAUCUGCCGGUCGGUCAUCGGAUCCCUUGGCUGUUCGACGCCCGUGGAGCACCUCGCCUCGGCAUGUGCAAAGGGUCGCGGGAGCCCCCGGGGCCUGCUCUGUUGUUGUCAAUGAGGCGCGCCAGCACAUGGUGGUGGGUGCCAACAAAAGGGGCGUGCGACCCCAAACACUGCGAGUAGACCUUUUCGGACGGCCGGAGAAUCACGGAUCAAGGGUCUCGACAUGUUCUGGCAUCUCUGAGGGUGCUCAUGUGUCUGACGAGAUAGGGGAGAGCGAGCAGGGCGGGUUGAGGGAGAGGACGAGUAAUAGGCGCCGCCCGGACACGGCGAACGGGUAA